AUAUUUACCUCUCUUGUCAUUUCGCUGCAAAGUCCAUCACCCUUCACCAACAUGGGCGUUUUCUAUCAAGAAGAGCCACCAAAUCCCUCUAAGAGAUGCAAACUCCUCGCUUCAGCCUUGAAGGAUGCUUUCUCGAAUUGCCAUUCUUCUGGUGUACGACGAUCUUCUCCAAGCCCGGAAGAGGAGAACCCAGCUACUGAUUUCAAUGAUGAACAGGAAGUGGUUGUUUCGGCCAUUCGAAGUCGAGCCCUGGAAGCAAAGUUGAGACGCAAGGCAAGCCUCACCACAGGCAGCUUUUACUGGUUCUCUCCAACGGAACUGUCCGAAGUGUUUGUGACAACGCCAAAGGCGGUGAAGCAAACACAGAAUAACAAUGGAGGGUGUAGUGAUGGUGAGAGGGAGGAGUUUCUCACAGCUGGGAGCUGCCUCUCCUGCUGUUCCAGCGCUCAAAGCAGCUGGGAUGAAUUUUUUUCUGUCAAGACAAACUUUCCCCGCUCUAUGAGCUUGAGCGGGCUUGACUUUCCAGAUUUCCGAAGGCGCUUAAUAAUACAGGAGCUGUGUCAUUGUGAGGGUUGGCCGUUUGGACUCUGCCGGAAGGCCUUGCUGCUUCCACCUCUGCCCAAAUCACCAUCAGAAUCUUGGACAUGGCGCAAGGGUAAUAGAAUGGUCAAGCUACCAUGAACUACUUCUCCAAACUCCAAAGGCUUCACCCACCGUGGGUGUGUUAGAAAUGGUUAAAGUUAAAGAAUACAAUUACAUUUCAAA
Messenger RNA from Malania oleifera, 765 nucleotides. RefSeq lists its product as uncharacterized. The coding region runs from base 52 to 681 and encodes 209 amino acids. NCBI's taxonomy places the organism in Eukaryota, Viridiplantae, Streptophyta, Magnoliopsida, Santalales, Ximeniaceae. The transcript is spliced from 2 exons. The record is from RefSeq and is a predicted model, not a curated record.